AGUCGAUAUCAAGUUAUCGAGUCCGGAGGCUCGAUCACCUGAUCGAGUUAGGUCGCAAUCGAGUUGGUAGAAUCGAGUAAUCGAGUCCGGAGGCUCGAUCACCUGAUCGAGUUAGGUCGAUAUCGAGUUGGUAGAAUCGAGUGAUAGGGUCCGGAGGCAGGUGAUCGAGUUAGGUCGCGAUGCCUUAUGCCAAUCAGCCUACGGUGCGAAUCACUGAGCUCACGGACGAGAACGUCAAGUUCAUUAUCGAGAAUACGGACCUGGCAGUGGCCAAUUCCAUCCGUAGAGUCUUCAUCGCCGAGGUGCCCAUCAUAGCCAUAGACUGGGUCCAGAUUGAUGCCAACUCUUCAGUUCUUCAUGAUGAGUUCAUUGCCCACAGACUUGGAUUAAUCCCUCUUACAAGUGAUGACAUUGUAGAUAAGCUUCAAUACUCCAGGGACUGUACAUGUGAAGAAUUUUGCCCUGAGUGCUCAGUAGAGUUUACACUUGAUGUCCGUUGCAAUGAAGACCAGACUCGCCACGUCACAUCUCGGGAUCUCAUUUCUAAUACUCCUCGAGUCAUUCCGGUGACAUCCCGGAGUAGAGACAAUGACCCCAAUGACUAUGUGGAACAGGAUGACAUCCUCAUUGUCAAACUCCGGAAAGGUCAAGAACUGAGAUUACGAGCCUAUGCUAAAAAGGGCUUUGGCAAGGAGCAUGCUAAAUGGAACCCUACAGCUGGAGUGGCCUUUGAGUAUGACCCAGAUAAUGCCCUGAGGCAUACAGUCUACCCAAAGCCAGAAGAAUGGCCAAAGAGUGAGUACUCUGAGAUUGACGAAGAUGAAGCCCAGGCUCCCUAUGACCCCAAUGGCAAACCAGAGAGGUUCUACUACAAUGUGGAAUCCUGUGGCUCUCUUCGCCCUGAAACCAUCGUCCUUUCUGCUUUGUCUGGUUUGAAGAAGAAGUUAAGUGACCUCCAGACCCAGCUAACCCAUGAGAUCCAGAGCGACGUCCUGACUAUAAACUAGCAGCAGUCAUUUCUACCAGAAAUGGGGCUCAAGGAUAAUGGAGGGACUUCUAAACUGACCUUCUGCUUGUCACUGAAAAGUGGACUAAAAUUAGCCUCUUGAAAGUCCUGGCUAGCACAUUGCAGCUUUUAAGCCUGUUGCCAGUUUGGGAUGUAAUUUGCCCAGGAAGCUAUGGGAAGGAGAGGUGAGAAGCUUCACUUCCCACAAGCUUUCAUCCUGGUCAGCUUGGGUUGAUCUGUUCCCUUAGUAUGAACAGCAAAUAAAUCUUUUCUCUGCUGGGGAUGAGCAGAGGUUUUGGAGGAUGAGGUGAGAAGGCACAUCUUUAUUAAGUCCUUAUCAUAAAUAACCUUAAGGCUAGACUGGGCCUUUCUUGUGCAUUUUACUGUUAAUACCCUUUGUUGGCAGCAUUAAGGAAAAUUCUUUUCCCUGGAUUGUAGGCCCAGUCUUGCCGGGAAUUACUCUCUGAUGGUGCUUUAGCUGCCUGGGGUUGAGCCUUUAUUGGGUAUAGUGUUUUCUCCCAGGCUUGCUUUGGAGGGUCCCAUUACUUUCUUACCAGUCCCCCACUGCCUUCUCAACUCCAAAUCAUUUUAAAAAACAAAA
Gracilinanus agilis (Agile Gracile Mouse Opossum) is the source of this 1607-nucleotide messenger RNA. RefSeq names its product RNA polymerase II subunit C (gene POLR2C). Lineage: Eukaryota; Metazoa; Chordata; Mammalia; Didelphimorphia; Didelphidae. Gene Ontology annotation, cellular component: RNA polymerase II, core complex. The coding region runs from base 180 to 1007 and encodes 275 amino acids. Gene Ontology annotation, biological process: DNA-templated transcription. The record is from RefSeq and is a predicted model, not a curated record. The transcript is spliced from 9 exons. Gene Ontology annotation, molecular function: DNA binding; DNA-directed RNA polymerase activity; protein dimerization activity.